Biomphalaria glabrata is the source of this 2356-nucleotide messenger RNA. RefSeq lists its product as uncharacterized. The transcript has 10 exons. The record is from RefSeq and is a predicted model, not a curated record. Gene Ontology annotation, cellular component: HAUS complex. Gene Ontology annotation, molecular function: microtubule minus-end binding. Bases 113 to 1177 code for a protein of 354 amino acids. Gene Ontology annotation, biological process: centrosome cycle; spindle assembly. Lineage: Eukaryota; Metazoa; Mollusca; Gastropoda; Planorbidae.
UCCGUUUUUCGAAUCUAAGGACUUCUGAGAAAUUAUUCUUGGGAUUUAAAAAAAAACAAAAAACAGUCAAUUACAGCUCUACUUUUGUGAUUUUCAUAAAAGAAAGAGGGAAAUGGCGUUAAUCUCAAAUGAGAAAUUGGAGUCAGCUCUUAAAGAAAAAUUAGACUUUCUUGGCUGUCCUUAUACAGAAGAAAUAGAUGAAGAUGCAGUUUUAAAUCUCUUAACUAACCCAGGAGAAAUUCGACUAAAAAUACUUCAUUGGCUGUUUUGUAGAUAUGACUCUGAACUUGCUGAGUUUCUAGAACCUGGAUCUAAUUCUUUAGGAGCAAGAAAUGAGUCUAGAUUACAAAGACUGUUAAGUGCUGCACAUGCUCUCUGUCUAUGUGGCAGUAAUGAUGUUGAACUUAUCAAAGGAACUGCUCCUUAUAAUGACCAGAUUGAGUUUGUGAAUCGAUUCUUAGAUUCAUUGUGUUUUAAAGAAAAGGGUUACUCACUUGACAGUACAUUAUACACAAGACCAGAUAUGUACAAGUCUCAGUUGAAUAUGUUGAUAACACAAGAUGGAUUCCUUACAAUGUUUGAUAGUUGCACAAAUCUUUUGCCUAGAGACAUACACAUGGAAGUGGAUAACCUAAAGAUGAAACAAAGAAAGACAAACAAGACUCAGACAUUACAAGAUUUAUUGACGCUCUCAGAAACUUUAAGCUUAGACAUCCAGACUAGUCAGCAGAAGUUGAGUGCUUUACAAAAAGAGAUGACUCUGGAAGGGGAAGACAAAGACCAAGAAGUUCUCAUGAUGUCACAUAUGUUGUCUACUAUUUUAAAAGAACUCUGGCAAUUGUCAGAUGGUUUCAAGCAAUGUUACAAGUCCAAUAUAAAACAAUGGUGCAAUAAAUCACCACCGGAACUUUCUCAACUUGGUGAUACUAUACAAACUGUACAUGGAUGUCUAGGCAAUUUUACAAGGCUUCUUUCAAACAUGAAUGAAAUUCGCCAGACGCAAACCAAAAUGAAUAAACUUGUCAAGAAAGAAUUCACAGGUUUUCCAGUCACAAUAGAUGAAGCAUCUAAAGAAAUUUCAGAAAGUUUGCAACAGUGCCUGAGUGUGUUAGAAGAAACAUUACACCGUUGUGAUUCUAGAUUUAAAUCCAAUCAGCCAACAGUACUCACUGUAUGAAAAUAACUUUUUGUUGAACUGGCCAAUUAAAAAUAAUAUUAUAACAAAUGCAAUAUAGAAAUGCAAUUCAUUUGUAAAAAAUCAAGUCAACAAAGCAAGUGAACAAAUUUCCUUUUAAUGUUAGAACCCACAGUGCCUUAAGUUAAUAUAAGUAAAUUUCCCCCAUCUUUCAUUAUUGAACCAGGUCAACAAGCAAAACAUAGUAUGUAUAAACAAUAAUGUAUAAACAAUUAUUAAAUAUUUCAAUAUGGUGAUAAUUUCAUUGUUGUUAUUUGUGUCUGAAAAGUUACCAGAAACUAGAAAUAUUGAAAAUUUGUGGCUCAGAAAAAUCAGAGCCUAUCUAAACAAAUACAAGGUAUGGAGUGAGUCAAAUCAACAAACUUGACAUUGCAUGUCCUUGAUUGUAUACUACCUAUGAUAUAUAGGAUAAAAUUUGAUAAACAUUAACAAUAUAAAUUUACAUAAGCCAGGGUGUUAUGGACAUAAAAUUUAAGAAUUAAAGAGAAAUUAGUGAAAAUUAAAGGACAUGUAGAGUCACAAAGCAAAUAAAGAAUAGCAGUGUAAAUCCCACAUUUAGUAUCUUUAUUAUUUUUAACUUUGAACAAAUGUCAACAAUUGAUUAAAUUAAUACUUUAAUAAUACAUAAAUAUAAGUUCUACAAUGUCUCAAAUAAUUUAUAAGGACAACCAAGUUGUCUUCACAGAUUUUUCAGAGCAGAAACAUUCAAUCAAUGAAAAACAUAUGUGUUGCACGCAGCCAAUGGAAGUUUCUAAACUAUUGAUACAAGUAGAGACCUUUCUUACAGCCUUAAGUUAUUUCUAUUCUCACAUCAAAUAUUUAUUCACACAUAAGAAAUAUGCACAAAAAAACAAAUGAUUUCAAACAACAAAAAUCUUGAAGAAAAAAAUACUGAAACCAGUAUCAAAUGUAAAAAAAAAAGUGUAUGACUUUCAUUUUUUAUUUCUAUAUUUCUUCCUAAAACUGAUGUGACCUUGUUGGCACAUUUUACUAUAGUUCAGUCAACAUUUUGUUUAUUUGAAUGCAUAGCUCUGAAAUGUGAGCAAAAAAUGACUUGGAAGUGUUCAGAAUAUUGAUAUGGGGCAUUUAAACAAAAUCCAUUUUCAAGAAAAUUAUCCUUUUUACUAAAGAAAAGUUUACUAUUUUCUUUUUUAAUUGUAA